CCCCAUCCCCGUGGUGUCCCCAUGCCUGGAGCUGUCCCCGUCCCCACACUGUCCCUGUCCCCAUGGUGUCCCCGUGCCCGGGGCUGUCCCAUCCUCUGUGGGUCCUGUCCCCUUCCCUGGGACCAUCCUGCCCCCAUGGUGUCCCCAUCCCAAGGAUAUCUGCAUGCCCAGGGCUGUCCCAUCCUCCUUGGCCUUGUCCCCUUCCCUGGGACCAUCCCAUCCCCAUGGUGUCCCCAUCCCAUCCCCAUGGUGUCCCCAUCUCAUCCCCAUGGUGUCCUCAUCCCCAUGCCUGGAGUUGUCCUCGUCACUGCAACGUCCCCAUCCCCAUGACUGUCCCCGCGGUGUCCCCAUGCCUAGAGCUGUCCCCGUCCCCUGGUGUCCCCAUCCCUAGGGAUGUCCCCAUCCCCUCAGUGUCCCUAUGAUGUCCCCAUCCCUGGGGCUGUCCCCGUCCCUCGGUGUCCCCAUGGUGUCCCCAUGCCGGGAGCUGUCCCUGUCGCCAAGACUGUCCCCGUCCCUGCGAUGUUCCCCAUGCCCGAGGCUCUGCCAUGCCUGGAGCUAUCCCGUCCCCGUGCCCGCGGCGUGCCCGUGCCGGGGGUCCCCGUGCCGGGGGUCCCGGUGGGGACGCUGCGGGGGUGGCGGCAGGCGCGGGUGGCGACGUGCGCCCGGGAGAUCGCGGGGGCCCGCGGCAACGCCGAGCGGCUGCGGGAGCAGAACCGGCGCCUGCUGGCGCGGCUGGAGGCCGAGCGGGCCGAGGUGGCCAGGCUGGCGGCUGCCCUGGCCAGCCGCAGCGCCCAGCACGGCCUGGAGACCCGGCGCCGGGAGCAGGAGCUGGCCCGGCUCAAGGAGAGGAUGGCGGAGAGGAGGGACCGGCGCCCCGCCAUGGAGCUCCUGAACGCAGUGCCGCGGGCGGGCGGGCGGCGGGGGGCCUGGAGGCCCCCGAGAGCGCCUGGCACGUACGAGCCGCAGAGGGGCUGGUGGGGGAGGCUACGGGGGCGGGAAAUGGGGCUGGGGGCUCCCAGGGGCUGGGAAAUGGGGCUGGGGCCCCAGGGUAGGGAAAUGAGCCUGGGGUGGGGGGUCCUGGGAUGGCACUGA
Rhea pennata is the source of this 1092-nucleotide messenger RNA. Its product is annotated as E3 ubiquitin-protein ligase RNF12-B-like. Bases 394 to 1092 code for a protein of 232 amino acids. Gene Ontology annotation, biological process: intraciliary transport involved in cilium assembly. The record is from RefSeq and is a predicted model, not a curated record. Gene Ontology annotation, cellular component: centriolar satellite; ciliary basal body. The transcript is spliced from 3 exons. Lineage: Eukaryota; Metazoa; Chordata; Aves; Rheiformes; Rheidae.